AUGUUUUAUUUAAGUGACUACAGAAGCAUUUCUAACCAAAUAAAACCUAUUAUAACAAAUAUUGACAAGAAUGUUUUUACGUUAACGAUAACUAAUGAAAACAAUAGGAUAAAUUCUGAAAACGAGAUCUUAAGAGCAGCAAAACCUCUCAUCUAUGUUGUGUCUCUUUUCGGCCAGCAGACCGUGAGGUUCUUUAAAAACGAAGCCAGCAAGGUUAAGGCAGUAUUAAAAUUGUACAGUUUACUUUUAAUUGCUGCAAUAAUUUCAUUGGCAGUAUUAUUACCACCAAUCAGUUGGAGCGAUACUAGAGAUGACCCACCGUUGAAUAUAUUAACUAAAACGUACGUAUGUCUGCAAGUGAUAGAGGUUGUAUAUUCGAUCUGCAUCAUAUCCAUCUGGAACAAUGGAACGUACGUGGAACUAUUCAAAAAAUUAAACAACGUGGAUGAACAUUACGGUAUUGGAAAGAAGGUGUUUCUUAAACGCCGCUUUACAGUUAUCCUUUUAAUAUUCUUGCCAACUCUGCAGGUAUCUUUAACAUCGUGGCUAAGAAAGUUUCACAUAAAUAAUCUAAUGACACAGUUAACAUUCACUAUUUUAGUGCUACAGGGAAUGUUUUGCAUUUAUAUCUUGCUGAACAUGUAUCUACAUCUCUUGAUUCUUAAUUCAAUUCUAAUAAAUAAAAUAACCAAAAUGCCCUUCGGUCGGAAAUUUAUUUUUCAGGAUCUUUUGUUCAACAAAUUAGUUAAAAAAAUAUUUCUUAAUAAUCAUCAAAUGCAUAAAAAUUAUUGCUGGUACGAGAUUAUGAAAAUAUAUGAUAAAAUUUCUGACUGUUUUAGUCUGUUCAAUCAAAUUUACUCAGAACAGGUGCUGAUAAUGUUUAAUACUUGGCUACUAAGUACGAUACUAGCAAUUUGUAGAGUGAUAUCACCAACCAUAAAAUAUUCCCAAGUUUACAAAAGCGACAUUCUACGGUAUUCAUCGAUAAGUUUUCGACCGCUAAUGCUAGUAAAAUUUAGCGAGAUUUUCAUACAAGAGAGAAAGAAAACUAUGAUGAUUAUUUUGCAUAUCAUGGCACACGAAGAUCUAGAUGCCGAUUACUUUAAACAGGUGCAAACAAUGGCUGAUCUAGUGAGGACAAAGAAACUGGAGAUAUCUGCUAACGUGUUUACAGUGCACAUACCUAUUGUUUUAAACUUCGCAGGUCGCGCAAUCUCCUACAUUGUUCUAAUGAUACAAUAUUUCUAUAUGCAUGUGGUUACCUCUUCUUAG
Molecule: messenger RNA, 1272 nt
Organism: Parnassius mnemosyne (clouded apollo)
Lineage: Eukaryota; Metazoa; Arthropoda; Insecta; Lepidoptera; Papilionidae
Source: the annotation of a GenBank genome assembly